Messenger RNA from Nycticebus coucang (slow loris), 2539 nucleotides. It is a transcript of the gene CFAP126, whose product is annotated as cilia and flagella associated protein 126. Gene Ontology annotation, biological process: cilium organization. Gene Ontology annotation, cellular component: ciliary basal body. The record is from RefSeq and is a predicted model, not a curated record. The transcript has 6 exons. Lineage: Eukaryota; Metazoa; Chordata; Mammalia; Primates; Lorisidae. The coding region runs from base 389 to 946 and encodes 185 amino acids.
UCAGGCCUGAGUCAAGACCCGAAGGACAGGAAAGGCAGAUCUCGGUUCCCGACAGUGGGGACAGGACGAGACCCCACCAGCAAGAAGCCAGUCGAAGGGAAGCGGAGCAGAGCGCGGGGUGGGGCGAGAAGGCGGAGAAAGGGCGGAUCCCCACGCGGGGUCCCCUCGGCUCGCGCAGUGGUCCUCAGCUCCGCCCCGGGAGGACCACAGACCUUGCGGUGUCUUUUCCCCGCAAGGGGCAUGGUGGUCUCAUUGAUCCGCACUCCUCAUGCGUGGACAUGUUCCAGCAGAGUCCCGUUGGUUUCCCAGUCUUCACCCUAAUUCUCUCUUAUCCCAGAAAUCUGGGAAUGAGACAAAGAAGCCCAUCCGACAGGGACUUUGCAACUAGAUGGAUGAGUAUGAAAAAGCUUUCUCACCGAAGUAUCUGCAGAACUGGUCUCCUGCCAAGCCAACAAAAGAGAGAAUCUCUUCUCACGAAGGCUAUACUCAGAUUAUCGCCAAUGAUCGUGGUCAUCUAUUACCUUCCGUACCCCGUUCCAAGGCAAAUCCUUGGGGUUCCUUCAUGAGCACCUGGCAAAUGCCUUUGAAGAUACCCCCUGCUCGGGUGACCCUGACAUCACGUUCAACUGCUGGUGCUGCCUCCCUCACUAAAUGGAUACAGAAAAAUCCUGAUUUACUUAAGGCCUCCAAUGGGCUGCGUGCUGAAAUCUUAGGCAAGCCUCAUGAUCCAAAUCAUCAGAAGAAACUAGGGAAGAAGUCUACCACAAAGACUGUACAACAAGCACCAAGUCCAACGGUAAUUCCAUGCUCCCCAGCUGCAAACCUGAACUCCCCAGAUGAACUCCAAAGCUCACACCCUUCCGCAGGUCACACUCCAGGUCCCCAAAGCCCAGCCAAAUCUCCUAAGAGCCCAUUGGAAGCCCCUAAAAACACAGUCCUCAUCUAGCUGAGGUCCAGAAAGGCAAAAGUGGAACCUCAGAAAGAACCAAGGACCAUACUGAGAAAAUCUGUCUAGAGGUUGAGUGAAUGAGUAAGAAACCCCACUCAGAACUGUGCAACCGGGAAAUUACAGGGUGAGAGUAAAGCAAAUUUGGAAAAUAAACAUUGUUUGUUAAAUCUUUUACUGAUCUGGACUUCUUUUUUUAAUAGACAGAGUCUUACCCUGUCACCCUGGGUAGAGAGCAUCAAAGCUCACUGCAACCUCAAACUUCUGGGCUUAAGCAAUCCUCCUCCCUCAGCCUCCCUAGUAGUAAGGAUGACAGGCAUACACUACCACACCCAGCUAGUUUUUCUAUUUUUAGUAGAGACAAGCUCUAUGCUUUUGCUGAGGCUGAUCUUGAACUCCUGACCUCAAGUGAUUCUACCACCUCGGUCUCACCGAAUGCUAGGAUUACAGGUGUGAGCUACCACACCCAACCAGAUUUUCUCUUCUUGCUAUCAGUGCCUCUUGCAACAGAUAAUUAGGAGAAACAAGGUUGAGGGGAAUAGUGUAGGGAAAAGAACAUGACAAAGGUUUGGGGUGGAACACAUUUCUACAAGAAGUGAGUGAGUUACACUCCAGAAAUGACCAAGAGAAAGUUGAUCUGAAUAACCUGGAAGAACUAGUCCCUCACAUUGACCCAUUCAUUUUUCAUUCUAAGCAUAUACAACUAAACUUCAAAAUCAGAAGCACAAUUGUUUAGUAGAGCAUAUGUAUGUGUGUUUGGGAAGGUGAAGAAGAAAAUGUAUGAAAAGCCCAAGUAGAAAAGUAGAAGAUACUAUCCUUGUCUAAAACUUUAUAUCUAAACAGAAAUACAAAUACACAUACAAGCACAAAAUUUUACAAAAUACUCUCUACAUAUUGGCCAUCUUUUUCUACACACACAGUCUUCUUUUCUACUAGUGGUAAACAUGUUCCAAGGUAUGUUGUUAUGCAAGUAACUGCAUUUCGAAUGCAUUCCUUUAAAUGAUCCAUGUUUUGAAUCUUUUCCUUAUACACCAUGCUUUUAAGUGUCUCUUAAGUAAAUAAAAGUAAAAUUUUGUCGAUGAAUAUUUCAUAAAGGUACAUUUAGCUACAAUCUCCCAUUUUCCCUGUGUAUGGUGACUUUUGGGGACACCUCCACAUAGUUUGAAAACUGAAAAUAUGGAAAGGACUGAGAGAGAAAAAAACAAAUUAAGAAGGUAAGUAGAAGGCCGGGAGCGGUGGCUCAGGCUUGUAAUCCUAGCACUCUGGGAGGCCAAGGCGGGUGGAUUGCCUGAGCUCAGGAGUUCAAGACCAGCCUGAGCUACAGUGAAGGGUGCGGUGGUGGGCAUCUGCUGUCCCAGCUACUCAAGAGACUUAGGCAAGAGAAUCUCUGGAGCCCAAGAAUUUGAGGUUGCUGUGAGCUGUGAUACCAUAGCACUCUACUGAGGGUGACAAAAUAAGACUCAAAAAAAAAAAAAAGAUGGUAAGUAGACAUUUAGGGCAGAAAUAACAAACACAAUGUUCUAUUACACCCACCCCCCAGUCACCUGAACGGAAGGAAAACACCAAAAAAGGUCGAGUCCCUUAUCCAUUUUC